Molecule: messenger RNA, 1191 nt
Organism: Penicillium samsonianum
Lineage: Eukaryota; Fungi; Ascomycota; Eurotiomycetes; Eurotiales; Aspergillaceae
Exons: 3
Coding region: 1-1191 (396 amino acids)
Biological process (GO): carbohydrate metabolic process
Molecular function (GO): arabinan endo-1,5-alpha-L-arabinosidase activity
Source: RefSeq, a predicted model, not a curated record
AUGUACAUAACCACCGCGACGAUGCAUCACCUACCACUCCUCCUAUCAACAAUCAUCGCGAUCGCAGCCCCACUGGCGGGGGCCGUCCCCGCCCAAGCCGCGGGACACAACGCGAAACAAGUAUACCAAACAACAGACAAGUUCCCACUCGCAAACUUGGGAAACAUCGCAGCGCACGACCCAAAUAUCAUCCUCCACGACGAGCACUACUACCUCUUCAAAGGCGGCAUCAACAUCCCAAUCUUCAAAUCAGCCAACAUAUCCGGGCCCUGGGAAAAUCUGGGCACAGUUCUAGCCGGCGACAGCAUAAUCCAGAAAGGCAACCGGUCGCGGCCCUGGGCGCCAACAACAAUCGAAAAAGACGGCACGUUCUACUGCUACUACACACUGAGCGCAAAAGGGUCCCGAAACAGCGCGAUUGGCGUCGCGACGACAACAUCCCUCGACCGCGGUCCCUGGACCGACCAUGGUGUCGUCAUUAACACGCACACGGGUGCUGGGUCCGAGGUGUGGCCGUACACGAUCACGAAUGCCAUCGAUGCAUCUGUGAUCGUCGACCAGAACUCCGGUCAGGCGUAUCUCAAUUACGGAAGCUACUGGCAUGAUAUAUGGCAGGUGCCGCUGGCGGAUGAUUUGCUUUCUGUUAAAAAUGCCAACGGGCCGGAUGCGGUGCAGUUGACGUUUAUGCCGAGUGCGAAGUCUAAGCCUGAGGAGGGCUCGUGGAUGAGUUUUAGGAAGGGGUUCUAUUAUGUUUGGUUUAGUCAUGGGAACUGUUGUGACUUCCAGAGUGGAUUCCCUGCGAGUGGGAAGGAGUAUAGUAUUCGUGUUGGGAGGUCGAAGAGUGUCCGUGGGCCUUUUGAGGACAAGAAGGGGACAUCGUUGGUUGAUGGUGGUGGUACGGUGGUUUAUGGCUCUAAUCAUGGGGUUGUGUAUGCACCUGGUGGCCUGGGUGUCUUGGCUGGGAAUAAUGAUUCCGUGCCGGAUAUUCUUUACUAUCAUUACUUGAAUACGUCAAUUGGGUUUACACAUGGGGAAGCCCAGCUCGGCUGGAACCAUCUGGACUAUGAGGACGGGUGGCCGGUGCCUGUUGGAGGCCAAAAUAGCACAACCAAUGCCGCCUUCGUUCAUGGACCUCCUGGCUGGGGUUAUCUAGGAAUUGUUUUCGUUUUACUGCUGUGCAUAUGGCUAUAG